AUGAAUGCCCAAACAGUGGCUAAGCCCGAUCCGUCAGAGAUCAAGAAAGUUCAGCUAUGCCAGGUCAUCGACUUAAACGCAACACUUGCACCAUCCCACCCCAGAGCAUUGAAAGACCUCGGCCUCUCUCUUGCGAAAACCAAAGGUCUCAAGAGCAAAACGUACUGUGCAAGCGAGCUCCCUACGCUUCUCGAAAAGCUUUUGAUUUCCGAAGAAGAACGUAGUAAAUAGCCUUUCUGACCCGGUCCCAACCACGAGAUACACACGCAGAACUCAAAGUCCUUUUCGACGACUGGUUGACCAGACUGGAUUACUGUUUCUUCGGUGGUUUACUGACCAACUUUAUCACAGAAAUUGACGUUGGGGUUGCGAUGGCACGCUUUCGGACACGGUAGGUCUUUAUUGUCUUCAUCCGAGGAAGAUUUGGAUCUCACCGCCUCCGUUCGAGAAAUUGGGGAAGAAAUUCAAGCUGCAGUCUACCUAUGAGCAGUACAUGAUUUCUGUCAUACUCCACGAGAUGAUCCAUGCUUGUUUUGAUGAGUACGCAUAUAGAGAAGAUUGCUGUGGCUGAAAGGCAGCCGCUGAUGGUGGAUUAGGCGUUUUCGGACAUGUAAGUUAUUCAUUCCUUUCACCACUAAAAUGAGGGGGGCUUGUCUUUUCCAACUGCCCACUUUUGGGCUGCGUAUGAGGAAUGGAAUCGUCAGAAUCAAACUAACAUUGAAUAGGGCCCACCUUUCGCGGAUUAUCUCAUCACCGUGGAAGCUUUUCUAGCUGAUAGUGUCGACUGGCUGGUUGUUAGUAGUGUUGCACCCAGCACUGGCGGUUCCAUGAUCAUGGAAGACUGGCAACUCCGUCUUGAGAAAUUGGAAAAAUGGCUUAUGUCGCCAGCUAAAUCUGCUUCUGGUAGGUGGGAGCAUUUCAGCCACGCGAGGGUUGGAGAUCGAAAAGAUCCGUUAGGCUACGUCACUUUCGAAGCAUCAAUAUCGUGA
Molecule: messenger RNA, 989 nt
Organism: Hymenoscyphus albidus
Lineage: Eukaryota; Fungi; Ascomycota; Leotiomycetes; Helotiales; Helotiaceae
Source: the annotation of a GenBank genome assembly